Messenger RNA from Striga hermonthica, 798 nucleotides. Lineage: Eukaryota; Viridiplantae; Streptophyta; Magnoliopsida; Lamiales; Orobanchaceae. The record is from the annotation of a GenBank genome assembly.
GGAACCCGAUCACCCGACUCCUACUCAGGCCACAGUAGUCGCACAGUUCCGCGACUAUCAUGCCGAGAAAUUCUCCGGGCAGGGAGAUCCCCGUAUUGUGGACAAGUGGAUUCAGGGCCUUGAGUUCAUCUUCGAGGUCAUGGAUUGUCCAGAUAGAUAUCGCGUAAUCUGCGCUCAGCUUCAGUUAACCAGUGAUGCCCGGCUCUGGUGGAAUGGAAUGCCUACUGGAACAUGCCUGAUCCGCGAGAAGUACUACCCCACCUACUAUAGAGCAGAGAUGGAGCGUCAAUUUCUAUCGCUCCAGCAGGGUACUCGCACUGUUGACGAGUACGAGAGGGAGUUCACCAGACUUGCAGGUUUUGUUUCGGAUCUGGUUCGUACAGAGGCUCAGAGGGCACAACGCUUUAUUGACGGACUUUACCCAGCAGUCCGUCAUAACAUUGUAGGUCACGGGACCCAGACGUACGCUCGUGCUGUUGCGAUUGCCCAGGAGGUGGACGCCAGCAUCAGGAGGGAGGCCGUCCGUGAUCGUCCUCAGCCAUCUGCUCCUGCUCAGUCAUCUUCAGUUCCACCGAUGCCAGCCCUACCAGCUGCCCAGCCACCGAAGAACAACAAGAAGAAGGGGAAAGGUGCCCCGAUGGACAAGAGGACCCGGCGGAGGCUACAGCAGAUUCCACAGUGCCCGACAUGCGGACGACUUCACCAAGGCGAGUGUCGCUUUGGUCAGGAUGUAUGCUACUACUGUCACGAGCCCGGACACUUUGCGAACCGUUGUCCGAAGAAGGCACAGCAGCUCCA